Molecule: messenger RNA, 674 nt
Organism: Belonocnema kinseyi
Lineage: Eukaryota; Metazoa; Arthropoda; Insecta; Hymenoptera; Cynipidae
Exons: 2
Coding region: 28-624 (198 amino acids)
Source: RefSeq, a predicted model, not a curated record
CAGCGCACGUAAAGCUUAAAUUUCAUCAUGUGGCCCCACUGCUACACUCAUUUUUUAAAGGAAUUAUUUUGGUGUGGAUUACAACAAACUUGGGGCGAUAUGCAUAAAAAUAAAAACAUCAAAAAGACAUCAUCAGCUCUUAUUCGUCAAAAGCGUGCGUCUUCUUCAUCUAGAUUAUCUAGAAAUCAGCCCGAUCCAUCGCCGGAGACUCCCGCUUUAUCAGUUCAAAACCCCUUACAACAGAUUCCUGAAGGCUGUGUCCGAAUUAUGAAAAAUGGUCAGGAAGUUGGACUUGGCGUUAUAGUGGCUCCACGUACCAUCGUAACGAAGGCUAGCAUUUUUAACGAGAGAGCGCGAUAUCGUUUUGUAUUCUACCAAAAUGGAAAGCUAACGAGCCGAGAAGUUGAAGGUAUCAAGCCAAACAGGAGAUACAAUUUCAUACUGGAAGGAGCUGACGGAGAGAAUGAUGUUUGCAUGGCUGACACUUCUAAAACUGAGCCUGAAAUGCCAAAGAAAAGAUUCGUAUCCAAGUUGAUUAGGGAAUCAGGAAUUUUUAAACACACGGAACAAAUUCGGUGGAUCUUUUCCAGAACAGGAUGUUCUGAGCAAGACCUGUUCUUUUAAGUUUUUUUUUUGCUCGAAAUAUAGACAUUGGGGGGUACUAUUUUGAUGUA